AUGGGAUGCACCUCGUCCAAGUCAAGCAACAUGAUCGUAUUGGACCCUCGCCAAUUGAAGAGGAGUCCCUCUGGUCAUCAUCUCCAAUUUGAACUACCAACUUCACCCUCGGCCGUUCAUGGAGGGCCGAUUAUCGAGGAGCUCUCAAGUGAGGAAGCGUCGCAUGAUUUCAAUAAGCGACAAAAAAGGCUACCAUUGACAGAGCCGCCCACAACUGACACUUCACAUGUCGAGGAUGAUGAGAGUCGGCUGAUGCGAGUUAAAUCGUGGCGAAGUGAGGAUUUCGCAGACUGUGUUUCAGCGACUUCUGAAUCACAGCUCAAAAAUGGAGAAGUGGUAACGCCGAAAGUGCUGCCUGCUAUCCCCACUUUGGACCCCGCCACUCAGAAACUGUUGAACGCCGCGAUGGAAUCACAAAAGAAGAUUCUCUAUUAUCUUUCCCCAGAGGGUAUGGGAGAGUUCAAGCCUAAUGGCAAGGUCGGUCCAGUGGUGUUGAUGGUCGUACCACAGACGAGCGAUGCCCCGCAAGGAGCAGCGGAUUGGAAACUAAUCGGGACAGCGUGCUGCAAAGCUCUCACAGAUGAGGAAGUAGCACGAGAAAUGGAGAAGGUCAAGGCAUGGAUGGAUGGCUAUAAGGCGCUAUUCGCUAAGGAACCCACACAGUGGUAUCUCAACGGCAUGAUUUUCGAUCGCACAAUAGCGUUAGACUUGAUCGACCAGCAGAACAAGGUGUGGUUAAAGAAGAAGGGCUUGAAGGCCAGUAAAGCAACAUCGAAGAAUUACAAAGUCGUGACGAAAUAA
This is a messenger RNA of Perkinsus marinus ATCC 50983, 801 nucleotides long. RefSeq lists its product as hypothetical. Bases 1 to 801 code for a protein of 266 amino acids. NCBI's taxonomy places the organism in Eukaryota, Perkinsozoa, Perkinsida, Perkinsidae. The record is from RefSeq and is a predicted model, not a curated record. The transcript has 7 exons.